Molecule: messenger RNA, 1455 nt
Organism: Puccinia triticina
Lineage: Eukaryota; Fungi; Basidiomycota; Pucciniomycetes; Pucciniales; Pucciniaceae
Exons: 4
Coding region: 1-1455 (484 amino acids)
Biological process (GO): positive regulation of transcription elongation by RNA polymerase II; transcription elongation by RNA polymerase II
Cellular component (GO): Cdc73/Paf1 complex
Molecular function (GO): RNA polymerase II complex binding
Source: RefSeq, a predicted model, not a curated record
AUGUCUGCAUCAACUUCAGCAGCCAAUGCCGCAAAAUUCGACCCCCUCUUGCUCCUCCGAAGAGCAAUCACCUCCCGAUCAGAUAUUCAUCUCAUGUCUCAAGACAAUGUGAAGGUCUUCACGUUGGCCGUUGCUUUUUACAUCUCACUACCCGUGUCAACCGGAAGAAUCUCAAUACCCAAGUCACUCACAACGCGUUACCGGAAACCCGGCGCACCGCAAGAAGCAUCUCCUGCGACCGAUCGUGAUCAUUUUUACGACUCCCAGAGUAUCUUAUGCUGCUAUUUAAACAGAGACAAGGGAUUUGCCGCCUACAUUCAAGAAGCCAAUCAGCAAGGAUGUUCAUUUGUUUCUGCGACCGAGCGAAAAUCUAUCACUGACUUCCUGGAGGGUAAGAGUGGGAGCAGUGAACCUAGUUCAAUCGUCGCACUCGAAUCUUCUCUACCGACUUAUCAAGAAUAUCUUGCAAGUGAAAUUGGAUCGAGCGGAGGAGAUGUUCAUGCCACAAGCGAAGAGAACUCGAGUACAAAUCUUGCGAAAGGUGGAUCAAUAGCCGGCGCACAAGGUCAAGUAAUUGAGCGAUCGGGUGCAGACGUUGAUGAAUCACGGAUGAAACGUGCGAGAUACGUGGUUGACAAGGUAGAUCAGGAUCUUGUGAAGCGGAUCAUGUCGUUACAUGAACAUCGGCAGGUCUCAGAUCGUAGGACGGUGUUGCGAGGGUCAAAAGCAGUCAACUUUGACAGUGCUCGAUUGCUAGUCCUCGAUCGCAUUAAAGCCAGACGAGAGGAACUCAAGACACGUAUCAACGGGGCAGGAGGUGCUGGGAAUCUGGUCAAGCCAGUGGGCCCUCCUGGCAGCGGAUCCAGUCAGGCCAAGCGACGUUCAAUGAAUCCAAUCAUCAUCAUCUCUCCUUCCUCCUCCGCCUUGAUCACUAUGCAUAACGUGAAACGUUUCUUGGAAGAUGCGGUCUUUGAACCACCUAAUGUGGCCCGAGGUGCUGGGGCACAAAUCACAACUACAGAAGAUGUGAUUGUAGUAAGCCAUAGACGAGGCUACACCACCUCGCAAGCUGCUGCCCCGUCCAGCUCCGAUGCGUUUGGGAAGUCAAGUGGUUCAGUGGAGCGCGCGGCGCGUUAUUUUGUCGUCGAUGGCGUUGAGGCACUCACCAAGUUUGGCGAGGACGCUUGGGACCGAGUAGUUUGUGUGAUGACUACAGGGCAGGAAUGGCAAUUUCGGCCCUACAAAUGGAGCGAUCCGAAGGAAUUGUUUCACCACGUGAAAGGAUUCUUUGUUCAAUGGACGCACGAUCCGCCAAACCCCAAAGUGCGAGCGUGGAAUGUAACAGAGCUUAGGAUUGAUCAAACUAAAAGACACAUAGACAAAUCAGCAGCAGCCGAUUUUUGGAGGAGUUUAGAAGCAUGGAUCGCCUUGCACAAGCCGUUUGUUGCCUAUUAG